AUGCCGCCCAAGAAGGACACGGGCGGAGAUACGCAUGAGCUUGUAGCAGGCUUUACUGACAGAGAGACCAAGCUUCUAGCCGCCGCCUUCUUGAGCUCUACUGCCCCCGACAAAUACGACUACGACCUCAUGGCCGCCCUCACCAACAACACGACCGGCUCCCUCAAGAAGAUGUGGCCCAUCGUCAAGAGGAAGGCUAUUGAUAGCCAUUCCUCUUUCGCCAAGUUCAUGGGUCACUCUGAAUCUGCCGAUGGUGGCUCGUCCAAGUCUCCUUUCACGCCCAAGUCCAAGAAGCGCAAGGUUUCUGACGACGCGGCCGAGGAAGCCGAUGAAUCUGACCAGGAGCCGUCCGAGUCGGAGAAGAAGGCGUCCAAGGGCAAGAAGCCUGCUGUCGAGAAGCCCGCUGCCGAGAAGAAGCGCCGCGGUCGUCCCAAGAAGCAGCCCAAGACCGAGGAAGUUGCCAUCUACGAGGACAAUGACCACGCCAAGGCUUCUGAAGGCACCAACGACGAAGUUGCCGAAUCCGAGCAGGACAAGUUCGAUUCGCCCAAAGUCAACAAGCCCGCUGCUGAGAAGCCCGCUGUCGAGAAGAAGCGCCGCGGUCGUCCCAAGAAGCAGCCCAAGAGCGAAGAAGCUCCCGCCCACGAGGACAAGGGCAACGCCGAGGACAAGGACAACGACGAGAACUCGGCUGACGGCGGCGACGGCCUCGGUGAGUUCAUCUUUACCAAAAACAUCGAGGCGUGGCUGGAAAAUACUGACAGUGAGUUAGAUGCCCAAGCCGAGACUGCAGUCUAG
Messenger RNA from Exserohilum turcica Et28A, 798 nucleotides. RefSeq lists its product as uncharacterized. The transcript is spliced from 3 exons. Gene Ontology annotation, cellular component: chromatin; nucleus. The record is from RefSeq and is a predicted model, not a curated record. NCBI's taxonomy places the organism in Eukaryota, Fungi, Ascomycota, Dothideomycetes, Pleosporales, Pleosporaceae. Gene Ontology annotation, molecular function: DNA binding. The coding region runs from base 1 to 798 and encodes 265 amino acids. Gene Ontology annotation, biological process: regulation of DNA-templated transcription.